Molecule: messenger RNA, 1923 nt
Organism: Neolamprologus brichardi
Lineage: Eukaryota; Metazoa; Chordata; Actinopteri; Cichliformes; Cichlidae
Source: RefSeq, a predicted model, not a curated record
AUGGAGUCUGCUGAGUGUGUUCCGUCGGCUCUGGGGCGCUUACCUUUCAAUAACACCGUAUUGAAAAAACUACCAAUAGAUGACUCGGACCAACCCGGGUCUCGGGUGGUGCCAGAGGCUUGUUUCUCCCGAGUUCGGGCUCUCCAACCGCUGGUCCGACCUGUUUUUGUGGCACUAUCACAGUCAGCACUCUCUCUACUGGGCCUGAGUGCGCAGGAGGUGCUCAGCGAUCCUCUGGGUCCGGAGUAUUUGAGCGGCUCCAGGCUGUUGCCGGGCUCCGAGCCAGCGGCGCACUGCUACUGCGGGCACCAGUUCGGGCUGUUUGCGGGUCAGCUCGGAGAUGGGGCUGUGAUGUAUCUCGGUGAAGUGGAGUCUUGUGCACACGGGAGAUGGGAGGUUCAGGUGAUGACGCGAACUGCUAGGCUAGUGGCCCAGUGGCAGUGUGUUGGCUUUUGCCAUGGUGUCCUUAACACAGACAACAUGAGCAUCCUGGGUCUUACCCUGGACUAUGGUCCCUUUGGCUUCAUGGAGAGAUUUGAUCCAGACUUUGUCAGCAAUGCCUCAGACAAAAAGAGGCGCUACUCGUACCAAUCACAGCCAUCUGUGUGCCGCUGGAACCUGGCUCGCCUAGCUGAGGCGUUGGGCUCUGAGCUUGAUCCAGCAGAGGCAGGAGCCGUCCUGGAUGAAUUCAUGCCCACGUAUAAGGCGUUCUACCUAUCUAUCAUGAGGAAAAAGCUGGGCCUUGUAAGAAUAGAAGAGGUAGAGGACCGAGAGCUUGUAUCAGAUCUGUUGCGUGUCAUGCACAACACAGGUGCCGAUUUCACAAACACCUUCCGCUUGCUGAGUUGUGUCCCCUGGCCUGAAGAGGGCGAUAGUGAGAGAGCCACUGUGGGCUCAGUGGUGGACCUCAUCCUAGAGCAGUGUGCCUCUAUUGAGGAGCUAAAGCAAUUUGGGAGCCAAUCUUACCAGGAUAAUCUUGAACUGGCAAUGAUCCUGUCUCUGGCACAAACCAAUCCACUCAUGUUUGGGAUGGUGGCAGACAGCCCAGGUAUGACCGAACAGCUUGAAUUAUUGGGCCGACUCAAGGAGCUCGUCGAGACCAACCAAGAUGACCUUAAAAGGAAGCAACGUGAUGACUGGAUCCACUGGAUUGGCCAAUACAGGAUGCGUUUAGGACGGGAGUGUGAUAGCACAAGUGACUUACCUGUUAUCAUAAAGGAGCGACUCAAAGUGAUGAACGGCAUCAACCCCCGUGUGGUCUUACGCAAUUACAUUGCUCAGAAUGCAAUUCAAGCUGCAGAAAAAGGAGACUUCUCCGAGAUUGUUAGGGUUCUCAAAGUUCUUGAGAAACCAUAUUCUGAUCCUGAAACUUUGUUUGGACCUGAUGGAUGUGGUGAGGUGGAGCACAGUGGGGCGGAGCUGGAUGUUGCAUAUGAUGGGAAGCCUCCAGCCUGGGCACAAACACUUUGUGUCACAUGAUCCUCGUAAAACCUCCCAAGCAGGUGGAGGAAGACUUUAUUUCCUGCUUCCUGUUGGGAGGAUGUGAUGCAGUCCUCUGUGUUCUGGUGUUCACUGUUGUGCAUUUAGUUUGGUAUUUGUGUGAUCACACGCUUUUAUUUCAGUGUGCAAAUGUGUCUGAUGAAAAGAGUAAAAAAUAGACAAACAGAAACGUCACUGCUGAUGAAGUAUGAUGGCUCAGGCUACCAGUCACACAAUGAUCUGCCUGGGCUUGAAACACAAAUGAACAUCAGGAUAUAGCUGUAAUAGUAACAAAAUUAAGAAGUUUAAACUGCUGAACAUGAUAUGAUUAGUGGCAUAAGCAUGUGAGAAUUUGUGGGUAUUAGUUAAUAGCAAUAUAUUGUUUGUUAAAUAACAUGAUUUUAGACCUGUUAAUUAAAGUCCCAAUAAAUCAUUUGCAAAUAA